Molecule: messenger RNA, 2456 nt
Organism: Ornithodoros turicata
Lineage: Eukaryota; Metazoa; Arthropoda; Arachnida; Ixodida; Argasidae
Gene: Arfip
Product: arfaptin-2-like
Exons: 7
Coding region: 182-1222 (346 amino acids)
Biological process (GO): intracellular protein transport; regulation of Arp2/3 complex-mediated actin nucleation
Cellular component (GO): trans-Golgi network membrane
Molecular function (GO): phospholipid binding; protein domain specific binding
Source: RefSeq, a predicted model, not a curated record
UGAUGACGGAAGUGACGUUUUGCGUCAGCGUUCUCUCUGCGCUUGUGGCUGUUGCUCAGGAUGUAACGGGCUGCGCGUUUGGCAUAAUAUAUUUAAUUUAAAUGGCUUCAUUGCCUAGCUGCAGUUGGACGUAGCUACGAAUAUCAGAGAAGAUAUUCAGGACUUCCCGUGAGUCUUGGUAAUGAGUAGUGGGUCCGCAAGCGGAGGCGAUAGCGGGGAGUUUGAAGAGGACUUGCGCAAAGCCUUGGACGAGGCACCAUCACUCAACGAAAGUUGUGAGGCAGUCCACUCCGGAGCUGUUGCUCACCAUACAGAGGGCAGAAUGGCACCUCCAUCCCAGCACAGAGCAGCUGUGCCGCCUUCCUCGCUUCCCACAACUAACCAAUGGGCAGCUCAGCCGCCUGCAAACACAAACAUUCCGUUGACAAGCCCAAGCCCAGUACAGAACGGAGGCGACUCUCGGGUCACCAAGCCAUCGCAGUCAAAGAUCGAUUACCUGAAACAGUGGAGCGUAUCCACCUACAAGUGCACACGACAAAUGCUGUCAGAAAAGCUGGGGAAGGGUACAAGGACAGUGGACGCGGAAUUGGAAGCUCAGAUUGAGUCCCUGCGAGAAACGCAGGGCAAGUACCUUGGUGUGCUUCGGAUGGCCAGAGCCCUGGCAUCCCACUUUCAUCAUGUUGUGCAGACCCAGGGUGCACUCGCUGAAGCUUUCCAGGACCUGGCCCACCGUAGCCCGCCCUUACAGGAGGAAUUCCGUCAUAAUGCCGAAGCACAGAGAGCGCUGAGCCGCAAUGGAGAAGUCCUCUUGGGGGCGCUCAACUUCUUUGUUUCCUCCCUGGCCACUUUGUGCCACAAGACGAUCGACGAUACCCUACUCACUGUACGUCACUACGAAAAUGCGCGCCUCGAAUACGACGCCUAUCGGACUGACCUGGAGGAGCUCACUCAGAGCACACAGGGCAAUGCCAUGUCCUCCAAGCUGGACGAGGCGCAGCGAAACUUUAGCCUUCACAAGGAAAAGUAUGAGAAGCUCAAAGCAGACGUCACCAUUAAAAUCAAGUUCCUAGAGGAAAACAAGGUGAAGGUGAUGCACAAGCAACUGCUGCUGUUCCACAAUGCAGUGGCGGCAUACUUCUCCGGCAACCAGGCCUCUCUGGAGGCCACCCUACGCCAGUUCAACAUCAAGAAUGACGUUUGGGGUGGACUUAACCGAACGUAAAGAGUCAAGACAAAGACACGAGCCCCCCUCCACCCACUACACAGAAGUCGAGAACAGUCACAGCUGUGCUAAAAGUUGCUGACAAAAGACACGCCUUUUCCUUGGUUUUGUUGUGUUUUCAGUCGCUCCACUUUGUAGUGCACACAUUAGAGAUGUCAUACAUUCCGUAGGUACUUACAAUGUCACAAUAGUACUUACAUCAUGUACAUCACAGAUUUGGACACAACAAGUGAUUCUGAGCUCUGCAAUGCAUGGCAAUGUGUGCGGACACUGGAAGCAUGUCCGUUUGCAGUAUCUGCUGACUGUUUAGCUAUUGCUUUUACCUACAUAUCCUCAGUUCUACAGAAUAGUGUUGCCACAUGUGUUUCAUAAAGCGCUGGUGCCAUUUAAUGUUUUGGUCUGCACUAUAAAUGCCUAAAUGUAUUUCCUCCAUAUUUUUAGUAUACAUGUGCACCAGAAAAAUUACGCAUUUGUGAGGGUAUGUAGUUGGAAGUAAAUGCACUGUCCUUUUUGUUCCAUUUUGCUAUUUAUGUUUAUGAGAGGCUUACGACAUACUAACACCCAACAGCAAAUAGUGUCAGAGGAAAACUUUGCAUCUUUGUUUUCAUGCAGGCUGUUCCCACUCGCAGCAAGCUAACUGAUGCUGCAUUAAGGUGCCUCUCAAAGCGCCGCCAAGUAGUGCACGCGGACCUUUGAUGGGAAACUGUUGUGUCGGGCAAAAAGGCUGCCAUAAUGUUCUAGUCACACCUGAACUCUCUUCCGCUGUACAUAGCUUCGCCGUGCACUUUUGCGAUUGUAUGUUUUUGAAACAUUGUAUCUUAGUCGUACUUAGGAAGUACUUUGAGUGCUGUCAAGUAAAAAGAUUGUGUGAGAAAAAAAAAACGGAAGUGUUAGCACAAAGGUUGGUCACGAGGAUGCUAGCAAACAUUCCCCACGUUCAGUGCAUGUGGUGGACCAGGAUAAAGACACUUGUACGUCGGGGAUGUGUCACGGUUGACACAUAGCGAGAUUUGGUUUUUGUGAACAAUACAAUGUCUGCAGGGAAGUAGAAAAAUUGGGUUGGCUUAGCUGAUCCUAACCAUAAACUUGCACAUCAUGUAAAAUGACACUUCAUAAUAUAGUGGAGUGUGUUCAGUUGUCUAUGAUAGCAUGGAGGUAAUCCUUCGUUAAAGUAGUUCUGCUAUAAGCUUCUGUGUUUGACUGCAUUGAGAUUAAAGGUUUUGUGAAAUUCUAA